Botrytis fragariae is the source of this 1341-nucleotide messenger RNA. RefSeq lists its product as uncharacterized. Bases 1 to 1341 code for a protein of 446 amino acids. The record is from RefSeq and is a predicted model, not a curated record. The transcript is spliced from 3 exons. NCBI's taxonomy places the organism in Eukaryota, Fungi, Ascomycota, Leotiomycetes, Helotiales, Sclerotiniaceae.
AUGACUUCACUACGGGUGUUGAAACCAAACACAUUGUAUAUUGUUUUCCAAACGAGAACAACGAGAGAAACGAGGGAUGUACCUAUACGUCCCUUGGGAAAUGAAAAUACUAAAGUUAGUGCUUAUAUAUCCGGCUCAAAAGAUCCCUGGGUUGGACGCUGGGGUACAAUAAACCCAAAACUAUCCACCAACAGAACAGUGAGGUUUAGAGAUGUCAAUCUUCGCCACCAUUCCCAAAGUUUCUUUCUUUGGGAGAUUAUGCCAACAAAUAAUAACAACAGAGUGCUGGAUCGUCUUCAGCAAAUGUAUAUUAGCAACAAGCAUGGAAACUGGACUGCCUCAAAAGCAUCAUUACGUCUCUUACAAAUGUUGCAUGGAGGUCAUAGAAAAAUUAAUCUUCUGUUCCAGCCAAUUAUUCCUGCUCAUGCACCUGGAGUUUUCAGAACCAUCCAAGAAGUUGAAAGGAAACUGCCCGUGCAAGAUAGAGGGUUACCAAGCAACUUGACGAUACUGAGAGUACAGCCUGGUGAGAAUAUUCAGAUACUAGAUUUUGAAUCGAAACCUACCCUUAAGAUCAUAGGUGUACUUUCAGAACAUCCUCACCAUCAUCAUCAUAAGCAUCAGCAUCGUCGCCGAAAUUCUAGACGUCCCCGCUUAAUAUCCCGGAAAAGUUCAUGGCACAGAGGACAGCACUAUUAUGAUCAAAGACGCCCCCGUGAAAGAAACCAGUCUUUUGAAGAUUACCCGCUGUCCAACAAGACAACAAAUCAGGCGAUACAUGAGACGAGAGUAGGUGAGUAUAUGGAACCAUCUAUACAUGCUCAGCAAGAUCAUUCGCGACGAUCAUCAGUGCCUCAAUUAUCAUCAGCAGCACCACCAAUCUAUCCAACAGUCGGUGCCCUUCCACCUGGAGGCUACGUAAUGCCACCCGUGAAUGCUCCCCAGGUAGUCGCUGUACCUCAAUACCCUCAAGUUAUGCCAACUUUCACAGGCGGUCAGCCUCUUCCACCACAGACUGCUAAACCAGUUCCAGUACCGAUAUCAAGUUCUACGUCAGGUAGACGCCGGUCUAUAUCUUCACAACCAAUCAAUACAUAUCAUCGAAAAGAGUCUAACUCUCAGAACUCUUAUCAUCCUUCGACUGAUUCCGUUAACUCCAAUCCCCGCCGUCGACGUAACUCCGAGUCUGAAGCAAGUUAUUAUGGGAAAAGAAAUACACAAGAGGAAAGUAGUAGUUCCAAUCAUGGACAUCAUCUCGGCGUCAGAGAAGCUCUAUCUCAUAUCAAAGAUAAGCUCAUGCAUCCUGUACCACCAACACCCUCAGGUCGCUUGGUCGCAUGA